UGCCGUCCCACGCCGUACGCCGUCCGCCCCUCUCGAGCCUAAAAAGCCCCGCCGUCUCGCACACGGUCACGCGAUGCUGCGCUCCGAGCCCGCCGUCCGCUAAACCGUCUGCCGUACGCUGCGUGUAGGUGAGUGGUGUCGCGGCGACGGGAGGGGGGAGCGCGUGCGUGCGUGCGUGCGUGAGUGCGCGCGCGCGCGCGCACACACAUACACGUGUGUGCGUGGAGUCGCGCUCGCGUGCGUGCUCGCGUGCACUCGUCCGUGCCUCAGCGCGUGGCUCGCGCGCUGCGUGCGUGUUCGUGUGUCGCGCGCGCUGCGCCGAGCGGCCGAAUCGUUACCCCUCCCUUUUAUCCCAUUUUCUUCAACUCCCCCCCUCGCCAUUCUGUCUCUCUCUCGCUCUCUCCGUCCGUCUCCCCGCCGUCUGUCUCUCGCUCGCUCUCUGUUUCUCUUUCUCGUCCCCUAACCUAACCUAACCUGCUUUUGCGGCUCGAGCGCUCGGCAGAUUGGAUCGCGGCGCACGCGACCGAAUCGUCCGCGACCAUCGCCAAAUGGGAUUCCGCAUCGGCCGUUCGGAGUAAGCUCACCGGCACUGCCUCGCCGACGGUCAGCGUGCCCAGGAGAAGCCGUCUCGGACCUUCCCCCUCCCCCCCUCCGCCCGCCCUCGUGCCGCCGUUCGCCAGCGCGCAGCCAUGGCCUCCUCGAACCGUGGCAUCCAGAUCGGCUCCGGCUGGUUCCAGACCAAGAUCAACCUCAGGCCGCAGCACCGGGGCGUCCACCUCGUCACCGAGGAGAUCCUCAGGCAGGUACCUGAGCUCUGCCAGUUUUCCAUUGGUCUCUGCCAUAUCCAGAUUCUCCAUACCUCAGCUAGUUUAGCGUUAAACGAGAGCUGGGAUCCAGACGUGAGGGACGACAUGGAGAUGAUGCUUAACAAAAUAGUUCCUGAAGGCUUGGAGUACAGGCAUAGCUGCGAAGGACCCGACGACAUGCCGGCACACGUAAAGGCCUGUUUCCUGGGCUCGUCGCUGAGCAUCCCGAUCACCGACGGCAAGCUGGCGCUGGGCACGUGGCAGGGCAUUUGGUUGGGCGAGCACCGCGACCACGCCGGCAGCCGCAAGCUGGUGGUAACGCUGACCGGCGUCCUGAGGGACUCGGCGCGCAGCCCCCUCAGCCCGGUCAGCCCUAUCGCGUCUACCAGCAGCUAGGACCACUCGCACCCCCGAAGGCGUGGCAAGCGUCAGCCGCGCGCGUCCACCUCGAGCGACUCGAGCUAGCAGCCGCUUUAAGCCCUAGUCAACUUCUAAGAGUACAAUCUGUUGAGGAGGAGUGAGCCGGAUACCUCGCGGACUUACCCAUCGCUCGGGGAUAACCACCGUCAGUAGCGAUCAACCGCGUCCUCGACGUUUCGCUCGUCUCGACCGUCGAGUGGACAGACCGGGGAUCGUGCAUCGUUCAAGACUUCUGUGCGCGCGUGUAUGUGUGCUUCAGAGUUUCAUUUGUGUCUCCGACGUUGUUUCGCAUGGGACAUUCCUUUUCAUUCGUGCGACAAUUAAGCCGUUAGGGUUGUUGCAGGAGUUUUCUAGACGGAUACCCACGGGACGAUAGGCUUUCGCGUCUGGAUGUUACCCUUGCAACUCGGGAACCCAAAUUUUAAGGUCUUUUUUUCCUUCUUAAACGGUCGCGUUAAUUCGGGGGAGGGGGAAAAAAAAAGAAAAGUUUUGCAUCUGACAUUCGAAGAUAACAGAAAGCUGAGAUCUUUGAAAGCUCUUUCUGUUCUGAGGAUUUUGGGAUCCGACAACUCGGAGGCUAGAAUCUUGGCAACAACUCAGAAUGCUUCUCUCGUUUCUUCAUUUCUAGUAUCUUUUUCUUUUCUUUUUUUUUUAGCUCGUGUUGAUCACGUUGGACAUCUACGACAUACAAUAAUAAUAAUAAUAAUAGUAAUAAUAAUAAUAAAAGAAGACAAAUGGAUAUAUAUAUAAAGAGAUAAAGAGAGAAAUGAAGAAAAAACUGCCACGGCAGAUGCGCGCAUUGCACGCGUCUUAUGUAAACAAAACGAAUUAACGCGAGUAUCCAGCACUCUUCCGCCUCGCACUCUUGAAGACGAAAGAAAGCGAAAGGCGGGAAAGACACGCUCUAAGAACGGCAAUUGGAGGGGGAAAGGGGGGAAGGAGAGACGGGAAAAGGAAAGAACGAAACAUUCCGGUAACGCGUCCAAUACUCCGAAUUUACGUAGCUUUAUUUAGGAGACCCUUUUGUAUAAACAAAGUUAACGAAUAUGAGCAGCCGUGCAGGGACUCGCAGUAUCCUUUUUUACACUCUGCUAUCUUUGAGCUGUCCAAAAAAUAGAGAGAGAGAGAGAGAAAAGGGGGGGGGGUGAGAGGGAAAGAGGAUAACAAAAGUGAGAGAGUGUAAGGUACGCGUCGCGGACUUUCUGACUCGCCGCUUAAAAAAAAAAGAAAGACGAUUAGGAGCUAAAUCAGUCGCUCGUAAACGAUGAUGUUUCCAUCGCAUUGGGGGUGUGUAUAUGUACAUAAGGGGAAGGGGCGAUGAUUCUCUACCUGUGCGCGUUUCCGCUAGAGUUAUAAGGUAUGUUAUAUCAUGGGCACAUAGCGCGAUUACAUCCUACGUGAAUUAUAGCGCGUGUACGGAGUGCUGUAAAAGAUUUCAGUGUAAAAACACCGCAGGGGGAAAGUUUGCGAAGAACCACGUGACGAAAGUAUAAGCGAUUUUGCUUCCAAGUAACAACGUUUUCUUUUCGAAUUGGAAAAGACACCGCGGAUUGGGGGGGGGGGGGAUAAAUCUCCAGGUUCGAACUCUGGCUAAUGUUUUUUCGCAAUAAAUUCUUUACGGUGAUUUUAAUUGCGUGUUAGCAUAUAAAAAAGUUAAAUCGUUUAUCGAUUGAAAGAAGCAAUGUGAAUUUACUGUUCCAACAAAUGGAACGACCGUCUUAAGACCGACAAAUAAUCGGUGCGUGUUAACUGAAUUUGGAAAAAAAGUACGCAAAAUUCAGAAUUAUUAUUAGACCACGAAGAACCAGCUCUGACCGAAAACGCAUUACAAUACAUUCGUAUUUUUUUUCCUUUCAAUACAGCAGCUUGAUCAAUUAUAAGUUCUAAUUAAAAAGUCACCUACAUCGACGAGUCACGCGAUAGUGUUAGCGACCGCCGAAAAUUACAUAUUAAUAUUGCCGUGCGUCUGAUUGACGAACAGACAGCUCUUUAAUCGCAGCUCACGAUCUGACUGAAUUUUGAAUUUCUACAUAAAAAAAUUACUAUUCGAAGAGAUCGCGUGUUUCCCCCCGUUACUUGGUCCCUCGCACUCUUUUCCGCCGGAGUGUCUUCGUGCUCGAGUCUUAUGGCACUCUGUAUAAUUAAAGCAACGUUACUAUAUACUCGAAGAAUCGAUUGCAUCAACGUCGAUCACCAUUUCUUUCAUUGUUCGUACUGCAGCAACUGUAUUGCCCCGUCGCGAAAAGCUCGACGCUUCAUUAUUUCCCCAACAUCGAAACUUUUGCGAAUUGCAAAAAGAAAAAAAAACUUUGAUUGUCCUGCGUUACGAGAUGCGAUUUAGUUUCACCAACGUUAAAAGGCAUUCUUCGACGAAGAAUCGGCGCGAUUAACUUCUCUCGAUUAUCAAAAAGACCGCUUGUCCCGGGAGGUAUCGCAAGUACGUAAGGCAUCGUUUUUUAAAGGAUCCAGCACUGCGGUGAAUUGUAAUAAACGUUGGAUCGUCGCAAAGAUAGCGCGAUUUCGGAAGAGUCUUCUUCGAACUUUUGGCCUUUGACCUUCUUGGAAAUGUAAAAAGUCCUGGUCCACGCAUCUGGCCCUCGGAGCCUCGGGGCUCCAGGCGAGUGCGUGCGAUAUUUUUUUUUAGCGUUCCCUUUUUCGCGCCGAAGGUCAUCGAAAGGGAAAGAGCCGAAGGGGUCUUCGCGACGAACCGACAGAGCUACUUACACUUACACGAUGUUAUUAACCGAUGCUUAACUAAUGAGCUUGCUGCAGCGUAUCGAACGGGCUGGCAGACAGGCGGAACAAGACGUCGUCGUUGUUUAGUCGUUAAUCCUCAACGUACAUAGGCGUGCAAGAAGAAAAAAACCGCGUCGUCGUCCAUUAACGUGAUUUAAAUGGACCUAUGCUUUAAUGUAAAGUACGUCUCUAUCUAUACAGUUCACAUAGCUUAAAGAAAAAAAAAAACAUUAUCGGAGCUCAAAGUAUAAUGUAAUGUAAUGUGAUGUAAUGGUACACUGUCGAGGUUAUCGUACGUGUCGCCCCUUCGAAUAUACGCAAAACGAGGGCAUGGGGGAGACGAGGAGAAGACUCGUACAUUGCACAAAGGGAGAAAGGGAGAGAAAUAAAAGCGUUAUCUUCGGUCCUCUCUGCGGUUCCUAGCGUGACCUCACGAAUGCGACCUUAGGUUCAACAGCCAGCCGGUUCGUGGUUUAAGGCAAGGCGAUUAGCGAUUUUAUCUGUACACAUUGCAUAUUGUAAAUAAUAACGGUUUGCUGAACUCAAAAUGAGGAUGCGUUCUCGAGAUUUUAGGAGGUACGUUAUAUAUUCAGCGCGAUCUGUAGGGAGCCACGGACUUCCGGUUCGGACCUAUCUUUAUUUGAUCUCUUGAAUAGCGUACUUUUUUUUUAAUUCUUACCGUCUGCUUGUUUUUUAUUUUAGAAAAUUAUGUCCCGAAAUACUCGCGGCGAUCUCUCGAGUUUUUUUAAAUUUGUGACACUGCCGACUUUAUUUCUCAGAAUUUCAGAUCUCCUAGCUAGUAGCUCAGUCGGAGCACAUAUUUUUAAUUUUCUUUGCGCGCAAAACUCUUGGGGAAUCUCUGGAAAUUUUGUUUCCCGGAGUCUUUCGUUCUUCAGGCUUUUUAAACCAAAAAGAAUCGGAGAUCGGGCUCCUUCUGACGCGUUGUGAAAGCUAUAAGAAUCACGAUCACUUGUUGUAUUUGCCAAAAAAGAAAAAAAAAGAAAAUGGAUUUACCAGUGAAAGAGAUAAAAAUUCAUUUCCAAGCGUAGGCUUCCGCUUGCGCGCAGUGAACGCGGAUCUAAUUAUUGCAACGCAUGCAGGCUCCGUCAGUCCCUCUUUGCACUCUUGCGUAAGUAAAAAUAUUUUCUACCGUUUAGAAAUAAAGAACUGUUACAACACAAAA
Vollenhovia emeryi is the source of this 5145-nucleotide messenger RNA. RefSeq names its product UPF0047 protein C4A8.02c. NCBI's taxonomy places the organism in Eukaryota, Metazoa, Arthropoda, Insecta, Hymenoptera, Formicidae. The coding region runs from base 690 to 1202 and encodes 170 amino acids. The record is from RefSeq and is a predicted model, not a curated record. The transcript is spliced from 3 exons.